This is a messenger RNA of Bombina bombina (fire-bellied toad), 951 nucleotides long. It is a transcript of the gene MC2R, whose product is annotated as melanocortin 2 receptor. Lineage: Eukaryota; Metazoa; Chordata; Amphibia; Anura; Bombinatoridae. The record is from RefSeq and is a predicted model, not a curated record. The coding region runs from base 1 to 951 and encodes 316 amino acids. The transcript has a single exon. Gene Ontology annotation, biological process: G protein-coupled receptor signaling pathway. Gene Ontology annotation, molecular function: corticotropin receptor activity. Gene Ontology annotation, cellular component: membrane.
AUGGAUAGAACACCAGAAAUAUUGAAGCAACUGGUGCAAAGUAUCAAUCCAUCAUUCAAUAAUGUGUCGACACCCUUUCCAAAUGAUACAAACUGUACAACAGUAAAUGUUCCAGAUGAAGUAUUCUUCACAAUUUCAUCUAUUGGCGUUUUGGAAAACCUUUUAGUGCUUCUAGCCAUAAUCAAAAAUAAAAACCUUCAUUUGCCCAUGUACUUGUUUAUUUGCAGCUUAGCUAUUUCAGACAUGUUGUGCAGUAUUUACAAAAUUCUGGAAACCACUGUCAUUAUUUGUAUUGAUGUGGGAUACCUGGAGUAUAAAGGAUCAUUUGAGAAAAAGGUUGAUAUUGUCCUAGAUGUGAUAUUUGCAAUAUCUUUGCUUGGAUCAAUAUGUAGUUUAUCUGCUAUAGCAGCUGAUAGGUACAUUACUAUAUUUCAUGCACUUCAGUAUCACAAUAUUAUGACUUUGAAGAGUGCGUCUGUAAUUUUGGCUAUAAUUUGGACUUUUUGUAGUGGAGGAGGGAUAGCUAUGAUUAUGUUCUUUUACGAUAAAGUUACACUAAUAAUCUUCAUUGUAGUGUUCAUGUUGUUGCUACUUGUUAUAGUGUGUCUUUAUAUUCACAUGUUUCUUCUAGCCCGUGCCCAUGCAAAAAGAAUAACUUCAUUAUCCAGACAAUGGAAUUCAGUACAUCAAAGGGCUAAUAUGAAAGGUGCUAUUACUCUGACCAUUUUACUAGGUGUAUUUAUUUGUUGUUGGUCUCCAUUUAUUUUUCAUCUUCUUCUCUAUGGACUUUGUCGUCAUAAUACUUACUGUGUAUGUUUUAUGUCACUUGUGAAUAUAAAUGGAACACUUAUUAUUUGUAACUCUGUCAUUGAUCCAUUAAUUUAUGCAUUCCGAAGUCCUGAGUUGCGCAGCACAUUCAAACGAAUGCUCUGCUGCUGGAUCUCAAGAUAA